Messenger RNA from Dromiciops gliroides (monito del monte), 2692 nucleotides. RefSeq names its product sterol carrier protein 2 (gene SCP2). Gene Ontology annotation, molecular function: acyltransferase activity, transferring groups other than amino-acyl groups. The record is from RefSeq and is a predicted model, not a curated record. The coding region runs from base 93 to 1742 and encodes 549 amino acids. The transcript is spliced from 16 exons. NCBI's taxonomy places the organism in Eukaryota, Metazoa, Chordata, Mammalia, Microbiotheria, Microbiotheriidae.
GCCGUCCCGCCCCUUCGGGAGCCUGCUCUCCUGUCCUGUCAAUCCGUCCCGUCAGUGAGUUCCUGAGGUCAGGCCUUCAGCGCCCUCUCGCCAUGGCUGCCGCUCUCUCGAGGUCGAGCGUCCCCUCCCGGCGCGUGUUCGUGGUGGGCGUGGGGAUGACCAAGUUUCAGAAGCCUGGGCUUCAGGAUUCAGUGGACUACCCUGACCUGGCAAAAGAAGCAGGCCUGAAGGCUCUGGCUGAUGCCCAGAUCUCUUACUCGGAAGUGGAGCAGGCAUGUGUCGGCUAUGUGUAUGGUGAAUCCACCUCUGGCCAGAGGGCUGUCUACCACAGCUUGGGACUGACCGGAAUUCCGAUCUUCAAUGUGAAUAACAAUUGUUCCACCGGCUCCACGGCCUUGUAUAUGGCUAGACAGCUGGUCCAGGGCGGUUUGGCAAACUGUGUGUUGGCGCUUGGGUUUGAGAAGAUGGAGAAGGGCUCCCUCGGAAUUAAAUUCUCAGACCGGACCAAUCCAAUAGACAAACACGUGGAGAUGAUGGUGGACAAGUAUGGCCUGUCCUCAGCUCCUGUAGCAGCUCAGUUGUUUGGACAUGCCGGCAAAGAACACAUGGAGAAAUAUGGUACAAAAAUUGAACAUUUUGCAAAAAUUGCUUGGAAGAAUCACAAGCAUUCAAUCAAUAACCCGUAUUCCCAGUUCCAGCAGAAGUAUAACUUGGACGAGGUGAUGAAUUCUCGAAAAGUCUUUGAUUAUCUGACUGUCUUACAGUGUUGUCCCACUUCGGAUGGUGCGGCCGCAGCGAUCCUAGCUAGUGAAUCUUUUGUGCUCAAGCAUAACCUGCAGUCCAGAGCUGUGGAGAUUGUGGCCCAGGAGAUGGUGACAGACCUCACAAGCACCUUCAAGGACAACAGCAUGAUCAAAGUGGUGGGCUUUGACUUGAGUAAAGAAGCAGCCAGAAGGUGCUAUGAGAGGUCUGGGCUGCAGCCGAAGGAUGUGGAUGUCAUUGAGCUUCACGACUGUUUCUCUGCUAAUGAGCUCAUCACUUACGAAGCUCUGGGGUUGUGUGCCGAAGGAAAGGCAGGAGAGCUGAUUGACAGAGGAGACAACACUUAUGGAGGGAAGUGGGUCAUAAACCCCAGCGGUGGAUUGAUUUCCAAGGGCCACCCCCUUGGGGCUACAGGCCUGGCGCAGUGCGCUGAGCUCUGCUGGCAGCUGCGCGGGGAGGCGGGCCCGAGGCAGGUUCCGGGGGCGAAGGUCGCACUGCAGCAUAACCUGGGCCUUGGCGGAGCCGCGGUGGUGACACUGUACAGGAUGGGCUUCCCCGACGAUGCUUCAGUGGCCGGCAGAGGUCUUCGAAUUGAAGCUUUUCCCACCCAUGCAGCAUCUGAUGGAUUUAAGGCAAAUCUUAUCUUUAAAGAGAUUGAGAAGAAGCUGGAAGAGGAAGGAGAACAGUAUGUGAAGAAAAUUGGUGGCGUUUUUGCCUUCAAGGUGAAAGAUGGCCCCGGCGGGAAAGAAGCCACCUGGGUGGUGGAUGUGAAAAAUGGCAAAGGCUCCGUGGCAGUGAAUUCAGAUAAGAAGGCUGACUGCACCAUUACGAUGGCUGACACGGACUUACUGGAUCUAAUGACUGGCAAGAUGAAUCCGCAGUCGGCUUUCUUUCAAGGCAAACUGAAAAUUACUGGCAAUAUGGGGCUGGCCAUGAAGCUGCAGAGCCUCCAGCUGCAGCCUGGCAAAGCGAAACUCUGAGUGCCGUGGAGAAGCCUUCUCCAGACCAUCGAGACGUUGUGGAUGUGCAUGGGAUUUGGUGUGGGGUGUGUACUAUGUGUGCGUGCAUGUGUGCACACACACACACAUGCAUGUAUGUCUGUGUUCUCACAGGCAGAAGCUAGCCAGCAAUGGAUCAGCACUCGUGUGACCAUUGGGGGCAUUGGCCUUGUCCUUCUUUAAGCCCUGUAUUAACAGAGCUCAGCAGUACUACUGUGACCUUGCCCAAUUACAUAAAACUCGGCACUGAAAAGUUAAUGGGGUAAUUAUAGUCUGGCUUAAAUUGAGGCACAGGGUAGAGCAGCAAAAUCCAAGAACUCCGUAAACAAAAGAUCUCAUCUUGCUUCUAAAAUAAUUUAAGGAUCAUUCUGCUGAGAUUUCAAUUUUAGAGUUUUCCUUGGGAGAACUGGAUGAAACAAAAUACCACUAGCUGGGCAGUAAUUAGUGUUGUACACUUGAAAACCUAAUCUAUUUUCCUUCAUAUUUUUAAAAAUGCUGUAAUGGAACUUGAAUUUUUAAAAAGAAUUUAAUUCUUUGUUUUUGUGUCACUGAAAGGGAUCAGUAAAGAGUCACGGAGAGAGAGAGACCUCUGUCAUCUCUUUUAAAAUCAAACCCCUUUAUGAGGAGGGAGGUUUUCUUUUUGAAAAAUCAGGUGUGUGAGAUUCUUGAACCAACACAAUUAAGUGGGCAAUAAAAUUGCUUUGAGAGGCACAGUAUUUAUUGGCUUGACUUCAUUAAGCAAACUUUUCCUUCUUCCUUCCUUAUAACUUUACUACUUCAUAUGUUAAAUUGCUUAACCUGAUUUACUUUUUCUGGUGUGUGAAUGUUAAUUAUGCAACACUUCUUUUUAACUUUCUUGUAAUUUCCUAAGAUGGAGGUAAAUAAUGACUUUGAUCAAAGAUUUACUAGAAGAUUAAAUUUGCUUUUCCUGG